GCUGCGGGGAAGGAUGGAUCGGCACCGGCCGCGGCUGCACCACCCGAAGCAGGGCUCCGCCGCCGGGGCCCCCUACCCAGCCUCUGCUUCGCUCCGGAGCUGCCGCGAAAGCAAGAUGCCGCGCAGGAAGGGCCCCCAGCACCCUCCGCCCGGCGCGGCAGAGGAGCCUGGAGAGAAACGCCCCAAGUUUCAUUUAAAUAUUAAGACACUGACGGAUGAUAUGCUGGACAAAUUUGCCAGCAUAAGAAUUCCAGGGAGCAAGAAGGAGAGACCUCCGCUUUCCAACCUGAAGACUGCGUUUGCAAGCAAUGAUUGCUCUUCCGAGGUGAUGGAAAAUAUUCCAAAGCCACUGUCACAGAAUGAAGUCUUAGAACUUUUUGAAAAGAUGAUGGAAGAUAUGAAUUUAAAUGAAGAUAAAAAGGCACCAUUGCGGGAAAAGGACUUCAGCAUCAAAAAAGAAAUGGUGAUGCAGUACAUUAAUACUGCUUCCAAGACAGGAAGUCUUAAGAGUCGGCGACAGAUCACACCUCAGGAAUUCAUCCAUGAACUGAAAAUGGGGUGUGCAGAUGAGAGACUUGUCACGUGCCUGGAGUCCCUCCGCGUGUCUUUGACUAGUAAUCCUGUGAGUUGGGUGCAAAGCUUUGGACACGAGGGACUUGGAUUAUUACUGGACAUUUUGGAAAGACUGAUUACUGGCAAAAUACAAGAAAAAAUUGUAAAGAAGAAUCAGCAUAAAGUUAUACAGUGUCUAAAGGCUUUGAUGAAUACACAGUAUGGCUUGGAAAGAAUUAUGAGUGAAGAGAGGAGUCUUUCUCUAUUAGCCAAAGCCAUCGAUCCCGAGCACCCAAGUAUGAUGACAGAUGUGGUGAAACUCCUGUCUGCGGUAUGCAUUGUAGGAGAGGAAAGCAUCCUUGAAGAGGUUUUAGAAGCUUUAACAUCAGCUGGAGAAGAAAGAAAAAUUGACAGAUUUUCACCUAUUGUGGAAGGACUCCGACAUGAUUCAGUUCAACUGCAAGUAGCGUGUAUGCAGCUCAUCAAUGCCCUUGUUACAUCUCCUGAUGAUUUGGACUUCAGGCUUCACAUCAGAAAUGAAUUUAUGCGUUGUGGAUUGAAAGACAUCUUGCCAAAUUUAAAACGUAUGAGGAAUGAUGGCCUGGAUAUCCAGCUUAAAGUGUUUGAUGAGCAUAAGGAAGAAGAUUUGCUUGAGUUCUCUCAUCGCCUCGAUGAUAUUAGAGCUGAACUUGAUGAAGCAUAUGAUAUUUACAACAUGGUGUGGAACUCAGUUAAGGAAACUAGAGCAGAAGGAUAUUUCAUUUCUAUUCUUCAGCAUCUUUUGCUGAUUCGAAAUGAUUAUUUUAUAAGGCAACGAUACUUCAAAUUAAUUGAUGAGUGUAUAUCUCAGAUUGUAUUGCAUAGAGAUGGGAUGGAUCCAGACUUCACAUAUCGAAAAAGACUAGAUUUAGAUUUAAGUCACUUUGUCGAUACUUGCAUAGACCAAGCCAAACUAGAAGAGUUUGAAGAGAAAGCAUUGGAACUUCACAAGAAAUUUGAAAAAGAGUUUACUGACCACCAAGAAACUCAGGCCCAAUUGCAGAAAAAAGAAGCAGAGAUUAAUGAACUUCAAGCAGAGUUACAAGCUUUUAAGUCACAGUUUGGUGCCUUGCCAUCUGGUACAAAUAACGCUUUGCCGCUGUCCAAAGAAAAUGGAGCUGGCCCCCCAGCACUGGCUCCUCCCCCGCCACUGCCGUUCUGUGGAGGUGGGCUGCCUCCACCCCCUCCACCUCCUCCUCCUCCACUUCCAGGAAUGCCAAUGCCCUUUGGUGGUCCUGUGCCCCCACCACCUCCCCUGGGAUUUCUCAAUGGGCGAAACUCUCCUCCUCCACCAACCCUACCAUUUGGAUUAAAACCAAAGAAAGAAUUUAAACCUGAAACCAACAUGAGAAGAUUGAAUUGGUUAAAGAUCAGACCUCACGAAAUGACUGAAAACUGUUUCUGGAUAAAAGUAAAUGAAAAUAAGUAUGAAAAUGUGGAUUUGCUUUGUAAACUUGAGAAUACAUUUUGUUGCCAACAAAAAGAGAGAAGAGAAGAGGAAGAUUUUGAAGAGAAGAAAGCUAUCAAGAAAAAAAUUAAGGAGCUUAAAUUUUUAGACUCUAAAAUUGCCCAGAACCUUUCAAUCUUCCUGAGCUCUUUUCGGGUACCAUAUGAGGAAAUCAAAAUGAUGAUAUUGGAAGUGGAUGAAACACAGUUGGCAGAGUCUAUGAUUCAGAACCUAAUAAAACAUCUUCCUGAUCAAGAACAGUUAAGUUCAUUGUCUCAGUUCAAGAAUGACUAUAACAACUUAUGUGAACCCGAGCAGUUUGCUGUUGUGAUGAGCAAUGUGAAGAGACUGCGGCCACGGCUCAGUGCUAUUCUCUUUAAGCUGCAGUUUGAAGAGCAGGUGAACAACAUCAAACCUGACAUCAUGGCUGUCAGUACUGCCUGCGAGGAGAUAAAGCAGAGCAGAAGCUUCAGCAAGUUGCUGGAACUUGUGUUGCUGAUGGGAAACUACAUGAACGCUGGCUCCCGGAAUGCUCAAACCUUCGGAUUUAACCUUAGCUCUCUCUGUAAACUAAAAGACACAAAAUCAGCAGAUCAGAAAACAACACUACUUCAUUUUCUGGUGGAAGUAUGUGAAGAAAAGUACCCUGAUAUCCUGAAUUUUGUGGAUGAUUUGGAACAUUUAGACAAAGCCAGUAAAGUCUCUGUAGAAACGCUGGAAAAGAAUUUGAAGCAGAUGGGAAGGCAGCUUCAACAGCUUGAGAAAGAUUUGGAAACCUUUCCCCCUCCUGAGGACUUGCAUGAUAAGUUUGUGACAAAGAUGUCCAGCUUUGUUAUCACUGCAAAAGAACAAUACGAGAAGCUUUUAAAGUUACAUGAAAAGAUGGAGAAGUUAUACCAGAGUCUGAUGGGAUACUAUGCCAUUGAUGUGAAGAAGAUGUCCGUGGAAGACUUUUUUAAUGACUUAAAUAACUUCAGAACCACAUUCAUGCAAGCAAGAAAGGAGAACAUCAAAAAAAGAGAGGCAGAGGAAAGGGAAAAACGUGCUCAAAUAGCCAAAGAAUUGGCAGAGAAAGAAAGACUUGAACGCCAACAAAAGAAAAAACGCUUAUUAGAAAUGAAGACUGAGGGUGAUGAGACAGGAGUGAUGGAUAGUCUGCUGGAGGCUUUGCAGUCGGGGGCUGCCUUCCGCGACCGAAGAAAAAGGACACCAAAGCCAAAAGAUAUUCGGCAAAGUCUCAGUCCCAUGUCUCAGAGGCCUGUUCUGAAAGUUUGUAACCAUGAAAACCAGAAAGUGCAUUUGACAGAAGGAUCACGUUCACACUACAAUAUCAAUUGCAACUCAACAAGGACUCCAGUCGCCAAGGAGCUUAAUUAUAAUCUAGACACUCAUACAUCUACGGGGAGGAUCAAGGCAGUUGAGAAGAAGGAAGCCUGUAAUGUAGAAAGCAACAGAAAAAAGGAAAUGGAACUUCUUGGCUCUGUUUCUAAAAACGAAUCUGUUCCUGAAGUUGAAGCCCUGCUGGCAAGAUUACGAGCUUUAUAAAUUAAACUGGUAAAAAAUGAUUAAGCCAAAUAUAAAACCAUGCUCUAAGCGAUACCACUUGAAAAAAAUUGCUUUUUAUAUAGGUAACUUUAUAUAGCUUAAAUUAUGGCCUAUAUUAGAAAAAUAAAGCUAAAUAACAUGAUUGCAGUGCUUUUUCUAUGUACUUGAGGUCUUGGCGUAUUCAAGAUGGUAAUGGGUUUUAAUGCUUUUCUUGUCUCCUGGUAUUCAUGUGUUCUAUAUUUGGUGGUGAAAUUAUACAUAAUGCUUUAGAAAACAGGUAGGUAGCCAUGUGUUCAGCAAUGUGUCCUGAAGAAAAUACCAUUUUUCUAAGUCACCGUAGUUUUUACUGUACUGUUUUCAGCAUUAAUGAAUCUCAAAUCAUCGGUGUUAACUCUUGAUAUAUAUACAUACAUGUAUGUACAUAUAUGUAUAUACAUAUCCCAUGCAUGUUGUUUAUAUGGGUCCAAGUUUCUCUUUCAUUGGAUCUUCAAGCUAUCAACGUAACAUCAGAAACAUAAAAUGGAAUGUA
This is a messenger RNA of Enhydra lutris kenyoni (northern sea otter), 4112 nucleotides long. RefSeq names its product diaphanous related formin 3. Bases 14 to 3583 code for a protein of 1189 amino acids. The transcript has 28 exons. Lineage: Eukaryota; Metazoa; Chordata; Mammalia; Carnivora; Mustelidae. The record is from RefSeq and is a predicted model, not a curated record. Gene Ontology annotation, biological process: actin cytoskeleton organization; actin filament polymerization. Gene Ontology annotation, molecular function: small GTPase binding; microtubule binding; actin binding. Gene Ontology annotation, cellular component: cytoplasm; actin filament.